GUAAAAUUUUCUCCGACACUGUAGUUUAAAAAAAAGUCGAGGAAGACUCGAGAGAGAUUUAUAUUGCGUGCUUUUAAAAAUAUUUGUAUUUCCUUGGAGUAAAUUGAUAAGGGGUCCCUCGUCAUGGAUUUCAUGGAGGACCAAGCAGAGGAGUCGGAUGUUAAUUCUGAAGAUGAAGGGGGAAGGUCCGAUGUCUCGGGAUCGGGCAGUGAGGCAGAAGGGAAAACAAAGUCAAAGAAAAAAGCCAAGAAGAAGAGUCGACAAAUCAUAUCUGAUAGUGAAGAAGAGGAUGAAGAGGAAGAAGAUGAGGAACAAAUAAGGAAGGAGAUGGAAGGCUUCAUCAAAGACGAAGACGAUGAAGAAGAGGAGGAAGAAGGUGAUGAGUCGGGCAGUGAGACUGGGAAACGUAAACACGAGGACUCAGAGGAGUCAGACGACCAGCUGGAAGACGAGGACUACGACCUCAUCGAGGAGAACCUGGGGGUCAAGGUCAAGAGAAAGCCAAAACUGAAAAGAAUCCGAAUGGUAUCAGAUGAGGAGGAUUCGGAUAAAGAUGAAAUGAAUGAGGAGAGAGAGAGGGACGCCCUCGCGGACGAGUUGUUUGACGGUGAGGCUGAUGACUCUGAGGCCCCUCGGGAGCGAGUCGCUAACGAGUUUGACAGCCUCGAUGUGGAUGAAGAGGAAGACGAAGAUGACAUGGAUAAUUUCAUUGUUGAUGAAAAUGGGGAGCCGAUUAAAAACAGACUGAAGAAAAAGAAGCACAUAAUCCACUCGGACUCAGCUCUACAAGAGGCCCAGGACAUCUUUGGAGUGGACUUUGACUUUGAUGAGUUUGGUUAUGGGGAAGAGGAUGAAUUUGAGGAGGAAGAUGAGUAUGAUGAAGAUGGUGAAGAUGAGGAGGGAAGACCCAGGCCCAAGAAAGGGGGCAAGAAGAAGAGUCAGAAGAAGACAAUAUACGAGGCUUUUGAACCAUCAGAAAUAGAGCGAGGAUUUUUCACAGACCAGGAUAACGAGAUUCGUGUGACUGACAUGCCUGAGCGAUUCCAGCUACGACAGGUCCCAGUGAAACCGACGGAGGAGGGAGAGAUAGAGGAGGAGUCAGAGUGGAUCUACAAACAAGCCUUCUCCACUCCCCCCACCUCACAGCAGAACCUUCUAGAGCAGGAGUCGGGGACCUACAAUCGGCGGGGACCUACCAUGAUCAACAAGAUCAAGAAAGCUAUUGACUUCAUGAGGAAUCAGCACCUAGAGGUUCCAUUCAUCGCCUUCUACAGGAAAGAGUAUGUGGAGUCUGACCUUAACAUCAACGACCUCUGGAAAGUGUGGCAGUGGGACGAAAAGUGGACACAACUCAGGACCAGAAAGCAGAAUUUAAUCAAGUUGUUUGAGAAGAUGCAGAACUAUCAGUUUGACACGAACUCUGACCCUGACAAAGUCCUGGAAACAAAUGUACGGCCACUGACCGACGAGGAUCUAGACAGAGUAAGAAAUGUCCAGACAAUGGAGGAACUUAAGGAUGUGUAUCAACAUUUCCUGCUGUAUUAUGGCAUGGACAUCCCCAAAAUGAAGAUGGCUCAGAUGAAGAAAAAGUCGGACGUCGAGAAAGAAGAUGGUGAGGCGGAGCCUGAACCAGAAAUCGAGCCAACUGACACCAUUAAACACGCCACACGAAAAACUGGCUACAACAUCUGUCAGGAGAAAAAAAUAGAUGACAUAGCUGAGAAGUUUGGGUUGACCCCUGAGCAGUUUGGAGAGAAUUUGCGAGAUAACUACCAGAGACAUGAUGUGGAGCAGUACCCCAUAGAACCGCUGGAGCUGGCCAAAGAGAAGAUCUGUAGCCAGUUCCCCACAGAAGAGGAAGUGUUGCUAGGGGCGCGUCAUAUGGUCGCCAUGCAGAUAUCCCACGAUCCCACGGUGCGACAGGUCGUGAGGCAGGCUUACUUUGAGAGAGCCAAGAUAGCAGUUCGACCCACCAAGAAAGGGAUAAAGGAGAUAGAUGAGUCUCACGCCUGCUUCAGCAUGAAGUAUCUCAAAAACAAACCUGUCCGAGAUCUGAAGGACGAGCAGUAUCUCAAACUCGUCACAGCGGAAGAAGAUCGAUUGAUCACCGUGUCUUUCUCUAUCGACGGAGAAUCGGAGAACACCCAGACAUACUACGAAGAAAUCAGGCAGCUGUACUACAGGGAUGAGUUCAGCCACUUGGUCCAGCAGUGGAACUUACAGAGAAGUCAGGCCCUGGAGCGGGCCCUCACCAAACUGUUGUACCCUCAGAUGGAGAAGGAGCUCAGGGCCAAACUACUGUCCGAGGCCAAGGACGGCAUUGUUAAGGCAUGCUGUAGGAAGCUGUAUAACUGGCUGAAGGUGGCUCCGUACCAGGCAGACCAACAAUUAGAGGACAACAAUUACGAGGACGAGGGCCUGCGUGUCCUCGGGAUCGGCUACUCCACGGACAAGGACACCGCGGCCUUUGGGGUGCUGAUUGAUGCCGAGGGUCAGGUGACCGACUUCCUACGACUGGAGUACCUUUGUAUGCGGAAAAACGCAUUCAGGGAGGUGGACCGAAAGGGAAAGGAAAAUGACCUUUCCAAACUGAAAGAGUUCAUUGCAACAAAGAAGCCCCAUGUAGUGGCUGUGACUGCAGAAUCCAAAGAAGCUCUGCGGAUCGUGGAGGAGGUCCAGCGGUUAAUCCAGGAACUGACGGAGGAGGCGGAGAUGCCCGCAAUCAAUGUGGAGCUGGUGGAUAAUGAAGUGGCCAUGGUGUACGAGAACUCCAACAAAGGGCAGAGUGACUUUCGUGAAUACCCCGUGGUUCUACGUCAUGCUAUAUCCGUGGCUCGUCGCCUCCAGGAUCCACUCAUUGAGUUCGCUCAGCUGUGUAAUCCCGACGAGGAUAUCUUAUGUCUCAAGUAUCACCCCUAUCAGGAUCAGAUUCCCAAGGACGUGUUGUUGAAUGCCCUGACCCUGGAGUUUGUGAAUCGUGUGAAUGAGGUGGGUGUGGACAUUAACCGAGCCCUUGCUCAUCCCCACACCGCCCCCCUCGUACAGUUUGUGUGCGGGCUGGGGCCCAGAAAGGGAGCCCAUCUGCUAAAGAUUCUCAAACAAAAUAACAUUCGGCUGGAGAACCGAACCCAGCUAGUCACCCUGUGUCACAUGGGUCCCAAGGUGUUCAUUAACUGUGCCGGCUUCAUCAAGAUCGACACGUUCAGCCUGAUGGACAGCACAGACUCGUACGUGGAGGUCCUGGAUGGAUCUCGAGUUCACCCCGAGACCUACGAGUGGGCUCGUAAAAUGGCGGUAGACGCUCUAGAGUAUGACGACACGGCCGAGGAUGCUAAUCCAGCAGGUGCCCUGGAGGAAAUCCUGGAGAGUCCGGAGAGACUGCGGGAUCUGGAUCUGGACGCAUUCGCUGAGGAGCUCGAGAGACAGGGUUACGGAGAUAAACAUAUCACACUGUACGACAUCCGAGCUGAGCUGAAUCACCGUUACAAGGACCUCCGUACGCCGUACAGGUCCCCCCUCAAUGAGGAGCGGUUCAACAUGAUCACCAAGGAGACACCUGAGACCUUCUUUGUGGGUAAACUGGUUCUUGGUCGAGUAAUUGGUAUUGCCCAUCGACGCCCGCGGGGGGAACAGCUGGAUCAGGCUAAUCCAGUCAGGAACGAUGACACUGGACUGUGGCAGUGUCCGUUCUGUAACCGAAGUGACUUCCCGGAACUCAGCGAGGUGUGGAGUCAUUUUGACGCUGGAAGUUGUCCUGGCUCAGCAGUGGGUGUCAAGAUAAUUCUGGACAACGGGGUGAACGGGUUCCUACACACCAAAAAUAUCAGUGACAAACACAUCAAGAGCCCCGAGGAAAGGGUCAAGCCCGGAAUGACGAUACACUGUCGAAUCACAAAGAUUGACAUCGACCGGUUCCAGGUGGAUCUGACGAGUAAAUCCUCGGACCUGAUAGACCGAGACAACAACUGGAGGCCACCGAAAGAUCUGUACUACGAUCAGGAGCAAGAAGACAAAGAUAAGGAGAAGGAGGAAGAGAAAGUGAAACACAAGGCCAGGCAAACAUAUGUAAAGCGAGUUAUUGCACAUCCUUCUUUUCACAAUGUGGGAUAUCGUGAGUGCGAGAAACUCCUGGAGAGUAUGGAUCAAGGGGAGGCAAUUAUCAGACCCAGCAGUAAGGGGUCAGAUCACUUGACAGUCACAUGGAAGGUGGCGGAUGGAAUAAUGCAGCACAUAGAUGUCCGCGAGGAAGGCAAGGAGAACGCCUUCAGUCUGGGAUCCUCCCUCUUCAUCGGCUCAGAGGAAUUUGAAGACUUGGAUGAAAUCAUCGCUCGGCACAUUCAGCCAAUGGCAGCCUUUGCCCGAGAUGUGAUGAACUUCAAGUAUUACAAGGAGUCAGAUGGAGGAAAGCGUGAAAUUCUAGAGAAAAUCCUCCUGGAGGAGAAAAAGAAGGGACCCUCCAGGAUUCCCUAUUACCUGACCCUAACAAAGCAGUACCCCGGGAAGAUUAUGUUAUCGUACAUGCCCCGAAUAAAGCCACGGCAUGAAUACAUCUCCAUCACCCCGGACGGACUGAGAUAUCGUCAGCAGAACUUCCACUCCCUAAACUCUCUGAUGCGCUGGUUCAAGGAGCACUUCAGGGACCCCAUUCCUGGUACCCCAGCCAGUGCCAGAACCCCCGUCCCUGGCUCCAACUUUGCCACACCCAGCAUUAAUCUUCAGGGAGUGGAUGCAGCAACAAUCCAGAGAGCUGCUGCAGGGUUGCCAAGCAACAUCUACAACACUCUGGCUCAGGUUGCCAGUGCCACACCCCGAGUGUCCAGGAUGACCCCUGGAGUCACACCAGGAGCUACCCCUCAAGUGGCCGGAAACUUCACCAAUUUUAAUGUGCCAAUGGGAACACCUAUGAUGACUCCAAUGAUGACCCCAUCACAUCCAAUGACAACACCAGCCAAUCAGACAGCCCAGACUCCCUCAUACAGGCCCACCCCCAGGGCUGCUACUACCCCAGCGUGGCCGGGAGCAACCCCCAAAGCUACACCCAGGAUUGGUUCCACCACUCCCCAACAUCAGGGGCAGACCCCCCGGGCUGGACCAAGUGCAGCAGGGAUGGACUGGGCCAAGGCUGCCCAGAUGUGGGCCAAGCGAUCGGGCUCCACCAAACCGGGCACCCCCAGGCAUGGACAGAGCCCCCGGGGCGUGAGACCCUCUCCCCGACCCAGUCCUCGACAAGAAGGAUACGGGGGUGGGGACUCUACCCCCCUGUUUGAUGAGCGAUGAUCUGUUGGGGGCUGAUGUAUUGUACAGAACAGAUAUUUGUACAUUGUGUUAUAUUUAUGUGAAAUCAUGAAGUGAGUGAAAGAGAACUCUCCGCCAUGUUUUCUACGAGACCUGCCCUAUUGGAGGAGGAAUGGAUACUCGAGUCCUCGGGGGCGAUUAGUCAGCUCUUGUGGUGAUUAGUCAGCUCUUGUGGUGAGAAGUGCUUUGUGUGGGGAUGGUCAGGGAUUGAUCAUGACCUUGACCCAUGAGUGGGACAGCUGACGACCUACUUUGUAGACCUUCCUUACAUGUUGUAGUAUUACUGUUUGUAAGAGCUAAUGUCCACAGGGAUUUUUUCUAAAUGCAGAACUUUCUACAGAAGCCAGGCUAGUCUGUAGCUCACAUUGUAUCACAUUUAUUGCAUUUUUCUUUUAUAACUGAAUGAAAACAGAUUUCAUAUGUGGUCAAAAAAUAAAGAUAUAAAAUAAAAA
Molecule: messenger RNA, 5747 nt
Organism: Magallana angulata
Lineage: Eukaryota; Metazoa; Mollusca; Bivalvia; Ostreida; Ostreidae
Product: transcription elongation factor SPT6-like
Exons: 35
Coding region: 124-5277 (1717 amino acids)
Biological process (GO): nucleosome organization; transcription elongation by RNA polymerase II; mRNA transcription by RNA polymerase II
Cellular component (GO): transcription elongation factor complex
Molecular function (GO): histone binding; nucleosome binding; DNA binding
Source: RefSeq, a predicted model, not a curated record